AUAGACUCCAAGCACAGGGACACUCUGCUUGUCACCAAGCCUGGCCACUUCUUUUAAUGAGUCCCAGGAUCAUGAAGGUCUUAGUAAUAUUCCUGCUCACCAUCUUGGACUGGACAUGUGUGGAAGGGAAAGAGAGAACAUACUACAUUGCAAUCAGAGAAGUAAACUGGGAUUAUGCCCCCAGUGGGAUGAAUAUCAUUUCUGGAAAAUCAAUUGCUGAUGAUGAUCAUGCCAGCACCUUUUUACAAUCUGGCGCCAAUAGAAUAGGAAGAGUCUACAAAAAAGCUGUCUACUUGCAAUACACAAAUGACUUAUACACAGAAGAAAUCAAGAAACCAGACUGGCUGGGAUUUGUGGGACCAAUUAUAACGGCUGAAGUUGGUGACAACAUUACUAUUCAUCUGAAAAAUUUUGCAUCCAGGUCUUACACCAUGCAUCCACAUGGAGUGCAAUACACAAAGGAAAAUGAAGGAGCAUUAUAUCCAGAUAAUACCCCUGAGGCACAGAAAAAAGAUGAUGCUGUAAAGCCCGGUGAAUCAUAUACCUACACAUGGGAUGCUGUUGAAGAUCAAGGUCCAUCUGCAAGAAAUGAAGAAUGUGUGACCAGGAUUUAUCACUCUCAUAUUGAUGGUCCAAGAGAUGUCUAUUCUGGUCUUGUUGGGCCCUUAAUUAUUUGCAAACAAGGUAAAAUUGAAGAAGCUGAGAAGAAACAGCAGAAGGAGUUCAUCCUAAUGUUUUCUGUAAUAGAUGAAAAUCUUAGUUGGUAUCUGGAUGAAAAUAUCAAUACUUACAUCACUGAUCCUGGCUCUGUUAAUAAAGAAGAUGAAGACUUUCAAGAAAGCAAUAAAAUGCAUUCUAUCAAUGGCUACAUGUAUGGCAACCUCCCAGGCCUCACCAUGUGUGACAACACAGAGGUCAAAUGGUAUAUGUUUGGUAUGGGGAAUGAAGUAGAUAUUCAUUCAGUGUACUUCCAUGGUCAGGUGUUAACAUAUCAGCAUUAUCGUGUGGAUACUAUUAAUCUCUUCCCUGCAACAAUGAUCCAAAGCACAAUGUCACCUAACAAGCCUGGAAAAUGGCUCCUCAGCUGUCAAGUUAAUGACCACUUAGAAGGCGGUAUGCAGGCAAUUUAUGAGGUUAAGAACUGCACCAAAAAUUCCAAGAGUCGAUGUAGAUCUCAUUCAAAAAUAAGGCAUUAUUAUAUUGCUGCUGAAGAAAUAAUCUGGAACUAUGGUCCAACAUCUGUCAAUAAAUUCACUGGGCAAAAGUUAGAUAAUCCUGAAAGUGAUUCAGCGACAUUUUUUGAGCAAAGUGAAAAUAGAAUUGGCGGCAAAUAUAAGAAGGCAGUUUAUGUGGAAUACACAGAUUCAACUUUCACAAAGAAGAAGGAAAGAUCCCAGGAAGAAGAACAUCUUGGAAUACUAGGGCCAGUAAUUUUGGCAGAAGUAGGAGAUAUCAUCCAGAUCACAUUUAAAAACAAUGCAAACCGUCCAUACAGCAUCCAAGCUCACGGGGUGAGCUAUUCAAAAGACUUGGAAGGAGCUCUGUACAACACGGGUGAUAAUACCGAAGCAAUUAAUCCAAAUAUAGGGUCACAAGCCUCCCAUGUGGCCCCUGGAGACACAUUCACAUAUGAGUGGGAUGUACCGCAAAGUGUGGGGUCAACUAUGUAUGACUUGAACUGCUUACCAUGGCUGUACUACUCAUCAGUUGAUGUUCCGAGGGACACAAAUUCUGGACUGGUGGGUCCCUUGUUGGUGUGUAAGACUUUAGUUAAUGACAAACAGAGAGGAGUCGCUCAUAAUUACUUCAUGAUGCCUUAUGUAUUUGAUGAGAAUAAAAGUUGGUAUCUGGAAGAGAACAUUGAGCUUUUCACAAGCAGCCCCAAUACUGUGGACCAGGAAGAUCCAGAUUUUCAGGAAUCCAAUAUGAUGCACUCAAUCAAUGGAUACAUGUAUGGAAAUCAGCCGGGGCUAGACAUGUGUAAAGGAGACUCGAUUCGUUGGCAUAUGCUGGGACUAGGCUCAGAGGUCGACGUGCAUGGAGUACACUUUUUUGGAAAUACCAUUCUCAUCCGUGAUACCACAAGGGAUGUAGCCAGUUUAUUCCCACACAUCUCUUACUCAGUAAUAAUGACUCCUGACAAUGAAGGUGUUUUUCAUAUUGGAUGUAUGACUUCAGACCAUUUCACAAGCGGAAUGAGACAGACCUACAGCGUUAAGUCAUGUGGCAAAAGGGAACCUCUGAUAGAGUUUUUCCAUACACAAACAUAUUACAUUGCAGCAGAAGAGGUUGAAUGGGACUAUUCUCCAAGUCGGACCUGGGAACAUGAGAGGCAUUCACUCCAUGAAGAAAGCCCAGGAGAUGUCUUUUUAAAUAAAACUCAAACUUCAAUUGGUUCAAAAUAUAAAAAAGCUGUAUACCGGGAAUAUACAGACCAAACUUUUACAGUACAAAAGGAAAGAACAGGAAACGAAGAGCAUUUGGGUAUUCUAGGUCCACUAAUAUUUGCACACGUUGGUGAUAAAAUUAAGAUUAUAUUUAAAAACAAGGCAAGUAGACCAUAUUCAAUCUAUGCACAUGGUGUUAAACUGGAAAAUAUUGAUGUGAAGGCAACAGAACCUGGAAAAAUUACAACGUACAUAUGGAAAAUCCCUAAAAGGUCUGGACCCAAUAGAGAUGAAAAUUGUCUGACCUGGGCUUAUUACUCAGCAGUUGAUCCAAUAAAGGACGCUUUCAGUGGAUUGGUUGGGCCGCUUGUGAUUUGCAAGAAAUUCUUCCUUCCAAUUAGCUUGUACAAGAAAACAAUCUUGCGAUUUGCUCUUCUUUUUAUGGUGUUUGAUGAAAAUGAAUCCUGGUAUCUAGAAGAAAAUAUUAAAACAUAUUCUCUGCAUCCAGAGGAAGUGAAGAAAGACGAUGAAGACUUUAUUGAAAGCAACAAGAUGCAUGGUAUUAAUGGUAAACUGUAUGGAAACUUACAUGGCCUUACUAUGCACGUUGGUGACCACGUAAACUGGCACCUUAUUGGCCUUGGGAAUGAAGUGGAUAUACACACAGUGCAUUUUCAUGCACACAGCUUUAAAUACGUGCAGAGUGAUGUUUAUAAAUCAGAUGUAUUCGAUCUUUUCCCGGGAACAUUUCAGACAGUUGAUAUGAUUGCAAAGAACCCAGGAACAUGGCUGCUUCAUUGUCAUGUGACUGACCACAUACAUGGUGGAAUGGAGGCUGUGUACACAGUAUUGGAAAAACAAGAUACUUUACUUCAUAAACUUAUUAAUCGACUUCGUGGAGCCUCUACGCUUGCAAAAAAGGACACAGCUUGAGCAAAUUUGAAGGACAAAUAUAUAAUCGUCAUAUCAAAUAUUGCUAGUUGUGAAAAAACACAUUAAAAGUCAUCUUUCAUAAUUCUCAGA
This is a messenger RNA of Bufo gargarizans (Asiatic toad), 3410 nucleotides long. It is a transcript of the gene CP, whose product is annotated as ceruloplasmin. Gene Ontology annotation, biological process: iron ion transport. Gene Ontology annotation, molecular function: oxidoreductase activity; copper ion binding. Gene Ontology annotation, cellular component: plasma membrane. NCBI's taxonomy places the organism in Eukaryota, Metazoa, Chordata, Amphibia, Anura, Bufonidae. Bases 57 to 3320 code for a protein of 1087 amino acids. The transcript is spliced from 19 exons. The record is from RefSeq and is a predicted model, not a curated record.